Molecule: messenger RNA, 2802 nt
Organism: Poecilia latipinna (sailfin molly)
Lineage: Eukaryota; Metazoa; Chordata; Actinopteri; Cyprinodontiformes; Poeciliidae
Product: T-cell immunoglobulin and mucin domain-containing protein 4-like
Exons: 7
Coding region: 965-1738 (257 amino acids)
Biological process (GO): apoptotic cell clearance; cytoskeletal rearrangement involved in phagocytosis, engulfment
Molecular function (GO): phosphatidylserine binding
Source: RefSeq, a predicted model, not a curated record
GAAUGUCUUUUAUGCAUAUUUUGUCUUCAAAAUGUCCAUGGAGUAAAUUACCUGGGUUACAGCUUUACUGAACUUAUAAAAAACAACACAGUGGUUUGGCAGCAGGUGAAGCGGCGUGGAGAGACGGGGCGGAACGGACCGGAGCUCCAGAGUUGGUCUGGAUUCAGAGAUUUGGUGAAGCUUGAACUGGAGGGAUCAAGAAGACUCCUCCACCAUCACAUCAACAGCUGGCCAAAUGGAUCGGUCCUGAUUCCUGGAGAUAGUUUGGCAGAGGCGCUCCAGGCCUGGAGAAGGAAAACCAUUGGAUUAGAAACCCGGUGAGAUGGUUCCUUAUUUAUUUAUUUAUUUAGUGGUUUAAGAGACGCAGACUGGUGAAUCCUUUGGGUCCCAAUGUUUUGUUAUUUCUGUGGAUCUGAUCAUUUCUAGCGCAUAACUGUGGACUUUUUAUUGGAUAAUUUUUUUAAUUCUCUUUGUGAAAUAGAUGAAAUUGAUUUAGAGUAUCGGAGGGAUGCUUCAGUUUUGGUUUAGGUUAUUUAAUAUGAAGGACUGCAAGAAUGACUGAUUGCUUUUUAAAUUUUGGUUAGAACAGGUGAUUUUUGUGUAUUAAAUAUAGCGUGCCCCUCCCACCUGCUGAUGUGUUUGAUUGUUUUACCUUUUCAUUCAAAUAGAUUUUUUUUCUGGUAUUAAUUAGGACAGGCUGUUUAAUCUUGUGCAAUCUUCCGUUUAGGCGGGGAUUUAUUACAAGCUGUUUAUGUCGUUUAGCUGUUUAUUAAAAGAUGAGAGGAAGCAGCAGGUCUGGUUUGGUGUCUCCAGUUCCUGGAAGCUCUCCGUCCCUCAGCCCUCUCUACUUCCCCUCAGACCACUCUGAGGUUUAGUUCUUGUCACGCCCUGUGUGAAGCAGUGAGCAGCUGUGGUGACAGCAGAGCCUCAGCAGCUGGGAGUCAAAACUUGCUGUUUGUUCAUCAUGAAGGUCGUGCUGCUGAUCGCGCUGCUCACAGUGUCAGGAUGUGACGGCAGGAGAGUUGUUGGUCAGACGGGUCAGAAUGUGACUCUGCCCUGUAAUUAUGAUAUAAAGACUAAAGGAGCAGUGCAUGUUUGCUGGGGUCGAGGAGAGAUACCGAAAAGCAAGUGCAACAAUCAGCUCCUCUCUACAGACGGACAUAAAGUUGAGACCAGAGCUUCCAGCAGGUAUCAGCUACUGGGACGACUGGAUGAAGGAGACGUUUCUCUGACCAUCCUCAUCCUCACAGAGGAAGAUGCUGGACGAUACGGAUGCAGGGCAGAGAUACCUGGAUGGUUCAGUGAUGAAAAGCAUCAUGUUGACUUGACAGUUGAAAGAGCUCCGACCGCCUGGGCCCCAUCAGAACCUCAGACAUCCUCAGAGAGACCAGCUGCUGCUCAGACUGCAGCAGAUCAGCUGACCACAGAGAGCCUCCUGACUUCCUCUUCUAACAGCAGCAGCUCCACAGACGAGGGGCAGGAGGGCAGCAUGGUGGCUGUGAUUCUGGUGCUGGUUCUGUUCCUGCUGGUGGUUCUGCUCACUGCAGCCGGACUCUUCAUCAUGGCCAAAAGAUGGAAGCAGCUCAAACUGCCUCCCCAGCAGCAGCAGCGACACCAGGUCCAGAUCAGCUCCACCUCCUCCACCCUGCAGCUGCACCAGCGGGCCUCCGUUGUGGAGAACGUCUACCAGAUAGACGGAGCCGACAACGGGGGAGGAGACUAUGAGUUAUGCCCAUGAGGCCCCGCCCACUUCCAGCGUCGCCACGGAGACAGGGAACAUAAUGGGAGCCGUCCAAUCAGAGCUCAGCUGGCAGGUUGAUGUUCAGGUCAGAAGGUCAAGUUAGAGGAUGAAGAAACUCCUGGAAGCUAUUAUCAUCAUCGUCAUCAUUAUUAUUAUUAUUAUUAUUGUUAUUGUUGCUAAUGUCUGACAUGAAGCUGAUUCAGGUUUUAAAUGUUUAAAACGAGGAUUAAUGAAUCAUUUUUAACCAUCUGAGUUGCGUGUCUGACGGCGAUGCUAAACAGUGAAAAGCUUAUGAAUCAAAACACCUGGAAGGUCAGAGGUCACCGACUGGAAUGACAUCAUUAGAGAAGAAACGUCCUGCUGGAAACCGAUGAACUCUGUGGGGAAACAGAAAACCCGAUGGAACGACCAGCUGGUCCAGAUCUCUGCUGGAUCAGAACCGGUUCUGGUUUGUGGGGGAACCCAGAGGUUCUGGUUCUGGUUCUCCUGGCUCCUCUAAGAAGCAGGUCUAACCAGUCGGCUGCCGUUCUUACAAAGCAUGUUGUUGUUGUUUUUCUGUUUGUGAGAAGUUUGUGAUUUUGUUUCUGUGUUUAUAGAAAUAAACUUUACUAAUUAAUUUCUGCCUGGAAACCUGAGAAACUAUUUGUCCAUGAAAUCCACUGAAAACGUUUUACUGCAGAUCAUGAACACAGAGUCUGGCUGAAGGCUGAGGCUCAUAGUUAAUUUUAAUCCCAGUGUGAAGUCAGAUUAAAGUGUUUCUGUAUUUUAACAUCCGUUUCUUUGAUGUUUCGUUUCAUUUUUGUUUUUUUUCUCUGUCGUUUUGUGAAUCCGUCUGGUUUCCUGUAGAAAUAAAACCUGACGGUUUCUCUCCACAGUCACCUGCCCUCAUUUGAGACGUUGAAUGUGAAUCAACAACAAUAACCUGGAAUAUAAUCCAUAUAAUCCCUCCCUAAUCUGCUCCUCUAAAGCUGAGCUGGGAGUCAGACUGUCUGGAUACCUUUGUUUUCUUCCUACCUUAAAAUAAGCAUAUUUAACAACUCAAUAAAAUCUGUUGAAAUUCA